This is a messenger RNA of Mobula hypostoma (lesser devil ray), 3304 nucleotides long. It is a transcript of the gene htatip2, whose product is annotated as HIV-1 Tat interactive protein 2. The transcript is spliced from 7 exons. Lineage: Eukaryota; Metazoa; Chordata; Chondrichthyes; Myliobatiformes; Myliobatidae. Gene Ontology annotation, cellular component: cytoplasm. The coding region runs from base 295 to 1017 and encodes 240 amino acids. Gene Ontology annotation, biological process: import into nucleus. The record is from RefSeq and is a predicted model, not a curated record.
AUGCCGGUCGUUAAGGUUCGUGCACUGACCGGGUGUGAUACAGCACUGCUCUUAAUCAGUAUUUUAGUGGCUUCUUUGGCUUAUUUACUGUACCACUUAGAGAAUUCCGAUCCAGGAGCCUCGCUGAAUGAAAGGGCUGUUGGUUCGAAGGCACAAGUCUCCAGGUUGAUUUUCCAGUACAUCGUUGCUCUGCACUACUAGACUUGAUGUCUUUCAAAUGAGACACUAAAGACUUGACAAAGACAAAUCAACAAUUAUGUGGUACUUGAUGAAGAAAAGCAGUGAAACUGCAGAAUGUCUCAGGAUAUUAACAAGCUCCAAGAAACCUAUAAAAUGUUAAAUAAAUCUUGCUUCAUUCUCGGAGCUUCAGGGGAGACGGGAAAAGUGCUGCUGAAGGAGAUUUUGAAAAGUCAGCUCUUCUCCAAGGUCACACUGAUCGGACGUAGGAAGCUAACUUUUGAGGAUGCAAUGUAUGAAAAUGUGACUCAAGAAAUUGUAGAUUUUGACAAACUGGAGGAUUAUGCAUCAGCUUUCCAAGGUCACGAUGUUGGAUUCUGCUGCUUGGGUACAACCAGGGGCAAGGCUGGUGUGGAUGGUUUCAUUCGUGUGGAUUAUGAUUAUGUAUUAAAGUCAGCCCAACUUGCCAAAGCUGGAGGAUGCACUCAUUUUAACCUGCAAUCUUCAAAAGGAGCAGAUAAGGACAGUACAAUGCUGUAUCCAAAAAUAAAGGGUCAAGUAGAAGCUGCUGUUGAAGAACUGGAUUUUGACAGAUACAGCAUCUUUCGACCAGCAGUUUUGAUGUGUGACAGACAAGAAUCACGACCAAUGGAAUGGAUAGCAAGAAAAGUACUCGUGCCUGUGGCAUACAUGUUUCCAACUGCAAUAACCAUCCCCGUUUCGGUGGUUGCAAAAGCCAUGCUUAACAAUGUUGUGCUCCCAUCUGAGAAGAAAGUGGAACUCUUUUCUAACAAGGGUGUUCAUGAGCUGGGUCAACUUGGAGAAACUAAAGAGAAGUAGCAAUUUUUGGGUUUCAUUUUGGAAGAUGUGUUCUGUUUUCAUAUGAUUAAUCCCUCUGACUUUCUGAAUUAUUUGUGUCCUCACUUGAAUGUCCUCAGGGUUCUAUAGCAGUUGAUGGAGAGGAUGCAUAGCAAAGUUCCUUGCAACUUUCUUUUAACACUGCUGUGGAAGAACUGCUAAAGAGGUGUCAGGUAUGGGAAAAGUAUACCUUUCAGAAGGUAUUUCAGUUGUACAUUCAAUUUCCCCACGCUGCCAAAACCUGAGAUUUUAUAAUCAGUCAUGCAACACAAUAUCAAACCCCUGAGCCCACUGAGUCUGUAUUAGUCAUCAAUCACCCAUUUAAGCUGUCAAUUCUCCCCACAUUGCUGUCAAUUCUCCUCACAUUGCUGUCAACUUCCCCCCAGAUUGUACCACUUACCCACAAACUAAGGCCAAUUUACAGUGGCCAAUUCACCUGCCAACACAAUGUCUUUAUAAUGUCAGAGGCAUCCAAGAGGGAAAAUAGGAGGGAAAGACCACAGAAGAAGAGGUCAAGAUUGGGUCUCUAGAACCGUGACAGCUACACCACGAUACUCUCUGGUGGAAUAAGAUGCAAGAUACUAGUUCUUGAAUGUGUUGGCCCAACACUUUAUGAUGGUUGUGAACAAUGUGUCACCGGAAAUACUUCUGUCUGAAGCAGGGGUUCACAGCCAAUGGCGGGGAGGGGUCUGUGGACUCCAGGUUAGGAACCCCUGAUCUUAAACAUAUGAGGGGAUUUAUUCCAUCAGGUUUAUUAUUACCUAAUCAGAAACUGAGCAAAAUAUUACAGCUAGACGUUCUUUGUGUUUGUAUGUUUAUCCUCUUGCACAUUUUUACUUGGUCUUUACUUAAAUACAUCAAAUCUCUGGAAACGCUAUUCAGAAUGUUUGUUUUUAGUAGUUUCCCCCAUCCCCCUUUUUUGCAUCACAAUUGGAAUGAUUUUAACAUAAAAGGAGAAAACGCACAAGGCAUAAAUCUUAAAACUAAAUACUUUAUUAUCAAAAAUGUGUAUUUAUGUAUUGUACUUUAAUACAUGUUGCCUAAUGUGACUUCUCAGGACUGUCACAUUUCUGGAUGCCUCUGAAUUUUAGAAAUACUUAAUAAUUAUUAAAUAAACUCAUUGCUUGAUCAUAAUGAACUGAAAAAAUAAUUUUUUUUGUAAAAGAAGAUGCUUGUUCAUUUAUUUCUUGUUAUUGGUGAUUUUGCAGGUAGGGAAACCUGAUUUAUUGCUGAGAUGGCACAACUGGCAUCACUGUACUUUGCAGCUCUUUGAAAGUUACACUCCACUUUAGACAAUAUGGUAUCAAAUGAAAUACUAUAUCAGCAGAGAUGGUUUUGUUUCACUUGUGGUAGAUCUAGGAGGGGUGACAGCCACUUUAGCAGACCAUUUGGUCUAAAUGGAAGCAUUUAGUAACAAGGGCUGCUAUUAUAAUGUAGAAUUCAUUAAAAGUGUCCUCCCCAGCAUGUAAAAGCACACAAGACAUUUGUAUUUAAGGAACAGUUUUGAGCAGCCAUUAUCUUUAAAAAUGCAAACACGAGGAAAUCUGCAGAUGCUGGAAUUUCAAGCAACAGACAUAGAAGUUGCUGCUGAACGCAGCAUCUCUAGGAAGAGGUACAGUCAAUGUUUCGGGCCGAGACCCUUCGUUUUUCCUGAAAAUAUGGACAUAGGAUGGGACCCAAUGUUAGAUGUUGAGAAAGAAGCUGCCUUUGUCAGCGCAUGCAAAAGCCAGUUCCGUGGUCUUUCCCCAUCUGCUAAUGAUGGUUGAGUGUUGUGGACUCCUCAAUGUUGCACAUCUCUGGAUGUUGCAUUUAUUUCUGCAUUUGGAAGGUAUGUGGCAAGCAGAUGUGAGGUUGCAUUGACUGUCCCCUUGUGUAUCUCUCAGUAAAUUGCAGUAAGUAUUGGGCAAUUAUCCUCUCUUCAUUGUGUAAUGUUUUCAUCCCAAGAACUAAUCAAGGGGAACCAGAUUCCUGAAUGGACAUUGAACCCAUGAACACUCACUACUUUCCUUUUGUACAACUUAUUUCAUUUAACUUUUUAAUGUUUUUAUAUAUUAAUACAGGCUUUGAUUCAGUUUUUAUUACACGCUGCAAUAUACUGCUGCUGCAUAACAACAAAUUUCAUAUCGUAUGUCAGUGAUAGUAAACCUGAUUCUAAUUCUGAUUGAUUCAUAUACUUUAAGGCAUUAUUCCUUUAGGUAGGGAAACUAAAAUGACUGUUUCUGAAUGGGGUCUUGCCAGAUCCCUGUGUAAUCUCAGCAAGGCACAAGAC